This is a messenger RNA of Eucalyptus grandis, 1710 nucleotides long. RefSeq names its product UDP-glucuronic acid decarboxylase 1. The record is from RefSeq and is a predicted model, not a curated record. The coding region runs from base 155 to 1471 and encodes 438 amino acids. Gene Ontology annotation, cellular component: cytoplasm. Lineage: Eukaryota; Viridiplantae; Streptophyta; Magnoliopsida; Myrtales; Myrtaceae. Gene Ontology annotation, biological process: D-xylose metabolic process. The transcript is spliced from 7 exons. Gene Ontology annotation, molecular function: NAD+ binding; UDP-glucuronate decarboxylase activity.
CCCAGGCAAAACAGCUUCACCAACUUCGUCUUCUUCUUCUUCUUCACUACGAAAAUUCAAUUCCACGCAAUUCAACCCUCCGCACGCCCUUAAUGCCUCCGCGAUCCAUCCCGACGUCCUCUUUCCGCCGGAGCUCCGAUCGCUCCCGACCACCAUGAAACAGCUGCACAAGCAAUCGAGCAUGAACGUCCGCCGCGACGAGGAGAUCGCCGCCCCCAAGCCGUCCUCGUACUCCCCCAAGGCCCUGAAGCACCCCCGCUCCCUCCCGCGAUCCAUCCACUACCUCCUCCGGGAGCAGCGCCUCCUCUUCGUCCUCGUCGGCAUCCUCAUCGGCUCCACCUUCUUCAUCCUCCAGCCCACGCUCUCCCGCCUCGGCCCCGGGGAGGCCCGCGCCUCGAUCCCCCGCCUGUUCCGGGUCGCCCCGGGCUUGCCGGAGCGAGAUCAGGUCUCGACCGCCACCGCCGUCCCCAAGCUCGUGCACGGGUACGGCCGCGUCCCCGCCUCGGUCGCGCGGCGGCGGCUGAGGAUCGUCGUGACGGGCGGGGCGGGAUUCGUGGGGAGCCACCUCGUGGAUAAGCUCAUCGCCAGGGGCGAUGAUGUGAUCGUGAUCGAUAACUUCUUCACGGGGAGAAAGGAGAACGUCGUCCACCAUUUCGCGAACCCGAGGUUUGAGCUCAUUCGGCACGAUGUCGUGGAGCCGAUUCUGCUGGAGGUCGAUCAGAUCUACCACUUGGCUUGCCCUGCCUCUCCCGUUCACUACAAGUAUAAUCCCAUCAAGACUAUCAAGACGAAUGUGAUGGGAACUCUCAAUAUGUUGGGUUUGGCCAAGAGAAUUGGAGCGAGGUUCUUGCUGACUAGUACAAGUGAGGUCUAUGGUGAUCCUCUCGAGCAUCCUCAGAAGGAAACCUACUGGGGAAAUGUCAAUCCAAUCGGUGUUCGGAGCUGCUAUGAUGAAGGAAAAAGAACUGCUGAAACAUUGGCGAUGGAUUAUCAUCGAGGUGCUGAAGUGGAGGUGCGCAUUGCUCGAAUUUUUAACACAUAUGGCCCUCGUAUGUGUUUGGAUGAUGGGCGUGUUGUCAGCAAUUUUGUUGCUCAGGCAAUCCGCAAACAACCAUUGACAGUUUAUGGGGAUGGAAAGCAAACACGGAGCUUCCAAUAUGUCUCUGAUUUGGUCGAUGGACUGGUGGCAUUAAUGGAGGGUGAGCAUGUGGGGCCCUUCAAUCUUGGCAACCCUGGGGAGUUCACCAUGCUUGAACUUGCUGAGGUGGUCAAAGAAACGAUUGACCCUAGUGCCACAAUAGAAUUCAAACCAAAUACUGCUGAUGAUCCGCACAAGAGGAAACCAGAUAUCGGCAGGGCAAAAGAGCUUCUCAACUGGGAACCAAAGAUAUCACUGAGAGAUGGACUGCCUCGUAUGGUGUCUGAUUUCCGGAAUCGCAUCUUGAACGAGGAUGAAGGGAAAGGUUUCUAAUCAACAUGUAUCACCGAACAAGCUUGUAUAGCGUUAAGAGCAUUUUUGUAUCGUGAUGAUUUUUUAUAUCGAAUCAUGCUUGUCAUUUGCCAGUUUUGUAGCCAUUUUUUUAUUUUUAUUUUUGUAUCUGCGGUGUGCCUAGGCGUGCUCUAUUAUGCAAAUCCUUACUCAGAAUUCCCAGUUACAAUUACUAAUUAAAUGUUCCAUUCUUUUUGGGGGGUAUACAAUGUCCAAGACAA